Blastomyces gilchristii SLH14081 is the source of this 1780-nucleotide messenger RNA. RefSeq lists its product as uncharacterized. The transcript has a single exon. The coding region runs from base 266 to 616 and encodes 116 amino acids. The record is from RefSeq and is a predicted model, not a curated record. Lineage: Eukaryota; Fungi; Ascomycota; Eurotiomycetes; Onygenales; Ajellomycetaceae.
GGAAGAUUAUCAGCGCCUUUUUCCUGACAGUAAGUCACCUUGGCUGGAUCAAAAACAACGACCCCGACUCGUUCUAGUUUGUUGACUACCGACUAGUCAGUUGGAAUACAGCGAACUAUCAGAGUUUAUUGCUAUUAUGCUUUUGUCCGCUGGGCUCGUUGGCGGGUGCGAGCUACAAAUCUUUCGCAAUCAUUAUUGCUGAGUUGGGCACAAGCAGAACUUCCGGGGACUGGUGAAUCAGACAGCUCCCAGCCCAGCCCGGUCGAUGGGUAAAUGCCUGGCUCUGGUGCCACCAGUCUGGGAAUUGCAGAGGGCUACUGGAGACUCUCCGCCUGGGCCAACUCUAAAUUGCACCAGGCGGUGGCAGCUGAGGAGCGCCGGGGCCGCUGACCAUGCGAAAAUCCCAGCGAUCGUGUUGCUGGCUCGACUGUGGGCUUCGGUGGGAACAGUCAUUCGCUACAUGUUACUCAUGGCGCGCGGUUCUCAGGGGGAGCACAUAACAUCCGAACAAUACGCAAACAAACAAACUAUGUUUCGGGACUGUUUAGAAACUCAAGAACGAAGGGGGAAGGUAAAAACAUUAACGACCAAGAAGACCGAGCCCUACGAAGUCUGAAAUACGGCAACCUUCCAGCCCGUUUCUCCAGAAGAACGACAACUAUGCAGUUGCUCGGCGUCAUCAAUUGGAUGCCAUGCAUAUCCCGACCCAUGCAAACCCCGCCGACAACUCCCAAGAUGCCUAACUAGCUCAGUUAAAACCAAGCGACCAGGGUGCCCAGAUCACAGAUGUGAUACAUUCAACUCCUUCCCCGCUACAAGAACCCAGUGAGAAGGCGAGCAAAUGGGAAAAGCGACUCGGCGCGUUCGGCUGUACCCUUCCCACGGGAAGACCGCUCUCCCAACCAUUCUGCAAGCCAGCUACGUAUCGUCGGGUGGCCCUCUUCCUUGGAGUCCUCACGGGUUUCCAGCAAUGCCGCUAAAGGCCUAAGCGGGAUGUCUUCUGCGCCUCUGGUGCCAACGGAUCAUUGGGCGUUUGGGCCGUUUCUCUGCAUGUUGGCAGGACAGGGUUCUAAACGAUGGUCGCACAUCCCCCCUCUUCGAAGGAUUGCGCAAUGAUUGCAGUCCCAGACGGCUGGAUCUGACCUUGUCCCAGCGAGGAGUUGGAAGUCAGCGUAACCUUGAAGCUUAGGAUAGUCAGACCCGACAAAGAGAGGUUGUUGCAACCAACCCCGCCCCCUUAAAAAAAGAAAAACGGGCUAGGUUAGAAUAUUAUCGAUUUUAAGGGUCCUCUACGCAUAGUACAAUCAUUAUUUUUGAUUUGCUGGGAAUCAACAACCUCUAGUUGUGGUUCGCGGGAUUUACGCACUAGCUGGCUACUGACGGCACUUGUGUGGUAGUGGACGAUGAGACGACCAGCGACAUUGUAAAAUUUACACUCCUCUUAUGUUGUCAGCAGGCGGCGAAGUUUAAAUCCGGCUUUUGAUUAUUUGGGUUGCUGCUGAGAGCUUUUGGAGGAGGCUCGUACAAUCUAAUUUGUUGUUGAUCGAGGCGGCAGAUUGAACUAGGAACCUGGCUAGGGGAUAGAUGCACCGUUUAGCUCAGCUGGUCGGGGGAAUAGGUAUAUUUUCAAGUAACGAUAGCGGCAUGCUGGAAACAAACAGAACGUACAUGUACAUCCGGAUGUACAGUGCAGACCGUUUUGAUAUCAUUAUCAGUAAAUUAAAUUAAUCAAUCAAAUCAAUCAAUGAAUCAAUCAACCAAUCGGGAGAAAAGUCUUCAA